This is a messenger RNA of Aedes albopictus (Asian tiger mosquito), 3091 nucleotides long. RefSeq names its product leucine zipper putative tumor suppressor 2 homolog. Lineage: Eukaryota; Metazoa; Arthropoda; Insecta; Diptera; Culicidae. The transcript is spliced from 6 exons. The record is from RefSeq and is a predicted model, not a curated record. Bases 46 to 2727 code for a protein of 893 amino acids.
CUAUCUCAUCGAUACCUUUUUCACUCUCCUUCCAGAUUAAAUGCCAUGGAAUCAUCCAGUCAUGGUGGUGGUGGAGGCGUUGGCGCCGGAGCAAUCACGGUCAGCCACGGCCCGUCUGCUACUCCGUCAUCCCUCGCGAUAACACCCUCUCCAUCGGUCGUAUCUCCAGUAUACAGGAAUCCGAUGCGACCGAAGGGCCAUUACCGGUCUUCAUCGCUGGAGAACAACCCGUUCCCGACUGGAACCGGAAAAUCCUCCCUCAGCUUAGUACAAACCAACUUUACCGGUACGCUCAAGUCUCGACGGGAGCAAAAACGAAUAUCGGACUUUCUCAGCAAGCAGAGUCUUCAGAAUGGCGGCAGUGCUGCCAUCUCUCUCAGCAAGGAACCCCAGUCGCUGUCGUCGUCCGUCAACGAGAGCACCAUCCGAAAGGCUCACUUUGAGAACAUUCGGGAGAUCUUCGAAAAGAAUAACAUCAAAAAUGCGCACAACAGCCGCGUCGGAACCGGUUCGGGAUCAGCCAUGGCCAAAAUCAACGGGUUGGUGGCGUCGACGCAUUCGGUUUCCUCUUCUUCCUCGUUGGGACAUGAAACUCCGGUGGCACAACAGACCGUCGGUGGCCUUCCCAUGGACGAUAAACCACCCAAGAUUCAGUCUUGUAGCGGAAUUCUCGGGAAGGGCAAACAGGUGAUCCGUCCCAUCGCAUUCAAACCAGUUCCUUACAAAUGUAACACACCAAAUUAUACCAGUAGUGGUACCACUACACCUGGCAACGGUGGCGGAGUCGCUGUAGGCGGUAGCACGUCCGGAGGACGUCUUACUGAUCUGGGCGAACGUUUCGGUUCAACGCCGUCCCUUGGAGCACCCCUCAGUAUUCCGUACAAGUUCGGCAGUACGACCGAUCUACACCACCACCAUCUUCACCACAGCCACGGUGGCCACCAUAGUCUGAAUCUCCAUGCAAGGGGAGUCAGUACUCCCAGUGCCGUUGCCAGCGGUCCAUCCAGUGGGUCCUACUCGCAACACUACGGAUCGCUGCAGCGGAAGAGUUCAGCGAUACCGUUUAAGACGUACGAUAGCUUGGAGUCGAUCCUGAAGUUGCCGGAUAGUAUGAUCGCGUCCUAUCCGAAUCCCAGUACUAGCCAAUCGGCGAGCCUCUACGCCCCGCACGAUCUCCUGGACAUGGCUCCGUCCCCGUCGGAUUCGGGUAUCUCCGAGCUGGAAGCGGCCCUGCGCGAUCGCGACUCCGAACUGGCCUACCUCAGGCAAACCAUGGAGCACAAUGAGCAAGUAAUAUUCAAAGUUCAUCAGGACAAAGAGAAACACUGGGAGCAGGAGCUGAAUCGGCUCAAGUCGAUUCACGAAAGUCGGCUCCGGGCCGGGGCGCAGAAGGUUCACAAGCUGGAGCAGCUGCUGAUGAUGCAGACCUUCCAGCUGCGACAGGACAAGAAGCGUCUCCAGGAGGACAUCAACCGGCUGCACUCGGACUUUGCCCUGACCAAGGAACAAGCGGAAAACCAAAAGACGGAAAUCUGUCACCUGAAGCUGGGCGAGAAGGAUCUCAAGGAGCAGAACGCCGACCUGAUGGACGAGAUCCAGAUGCUGCGGCGGGUGGUCAGUGAUCUGAAGGAACGGCUCGAGGAGAGCGAGUGGAGUCUUUGCCAACGAAAUGGCGAGGUGGCUCUGAUGAAGUCGCAGCUGAAGGAUUCUCAGGCGGAGGUUACAACUAAGGAUCAGGAGAUUCUACAAUUACGAUCGGAUAUCAAACUGCAAAACUUCGACGACAUCAGUUUGAAAAAGUCUGAGAUAACAAAAGAGCUAGAUUUCGAUUUGGAGAUUUCCCAGCUGAACCGAAUCAUCAUCUUUAAGGACCAAAUCAUCGUGGUGAUGAACAACGAAAUCCAGAAGUUACGCAAGGAACUGUCUGACAUUUCGAUAAUGCGAGGCUACGAGGGAGUACCGCCCGGACGAUACUCACGCUACAAAAAGAAGUUGGAGUACAUGGCACAAAAGUUCGAGGAAUCCUCAACCAAAAGUGACACCAACAACAAUCUCAAGGCGCCCGCAGAACUUGUCCCCACCGAAAAGUCCACCGACCCCGACAAUCCGGAUCCAGUGAAGAAGUCGGACCUUUCGAGUAGUGACAUCAUCCGAAACUACUUCAACAACAAGAUGGAGCUAAACAAGAAGCUGUUCCUCAACACCCAGAUCUGCAACUACUCGGACGAGGACAAGUCCAGCAUCAUCGAGAACUACAACGCCAAACAGCACUUACCGGACAUCACGUUAGACCUGAGCAGUAUCGUCUCCCCGCCGGCCAAGCCCAAGCCGCACGAUCCUCCUCCGCCGGCCUACAAUCAGAGUUCGUCCUCUCCGUCCUCGGACGAUGACUACAAAUCCAUGACUCCCACUCGCGACCAGGAAGACGACGACGGGGACGAAGAAGCGGAAGUACGGGCCCUCACGGAUAAGGCCGCUCCCGCGGUUCCCUCAACAGAAGCCCCUACCGGCUGUGAUAGGAAACCGAGCAAGGACCUUCAGAUAGCCCAGCUUCGCAAGGAGCUGGACCACUCCAGGGCCGAGUUCGAGCAGGAGCGGCACAAGUGGGCCGAUGAAAAGGAGAAGGUUCUAAUCUACCAGCGCCAGCUGCAGCAGAACUACGUAGAGAUGUGCAAACGGACGGCUCAGCUAGAGGAAAAGCUGAAAACGCUGGAGAAGCGUCAGUGAGCGAAUUCUUGCCCGGACUCUCGAAACCGAGAGUCCACUCUAGCGUUUAAGAUACUUAAAGACAGAUUUCGUUGAAUUGCAUUUUUUCGAUAGUUUCUCCCUGUGUCCCUUUCCUAUUGUAUUAUUAUUUACCGAAGUAGUACUAUCAUGUAUUUAAGAUAAUCACCAAGAAAAGUCUGACUACUAGAACGGACAUUCAAACUUCCCGCACAAACUCGAUUUCUCUCUUAUAUGCUAGUUGAAUUCGAAACGAAAAAAUCGUACUUAAUAUUUCUUCAAGUGUUAUUAGAGUGAAUCUAGGAUGAAUUUUUAUUUUGUGUCUACUCUUACUGUGUUUAUUAAUAAUAUUUGUCGCUAAACUGUU